AUGAUGCGGAGUCUUACCGGUUUCGGGUAUCGGUCGCUGGAGGCAACCAGAUCUUACACCGAAGGCGUUGCAGAAGAAGGCAAAUGCGUAGGCAAAGCAACCAAGCGGCUUGUUGCAACUGAUGCGACUCUUACUCGCAAGGAUAAGCAGGAGGGCGAUAUUUCCUCUGUCUUUUCAACUUUCUCUGGCAGGAAGAGCGCACCACUUCCCGAUCGGUUCCGGGAAUUGAAGAAGAAUUUGACCGUUGGAUACCAACGGAAUCAGAUUAUCCCUCAAUUGAACUUUUCCGAUAUCCAGGCUGGCCAUGUAUCCCCGGCGAAUAUAGAAGCCAUUCGACGCACUGGUGUUGCUGUCGUCAGAGGCGUCGUGCCGAAGGGUGUAACUGAGGACCUGCUGUCUGAUGUUCGUCAAUACUUUGACGGACACUCUUUCAAGGGAUUCCCGUCAGAUGCAGAAAAGAAGGUUAUUUACGAAUCCUAUUGGAGUCCUUCUCAAAUGAAGACGAGGUCACACCCCAAUAUGCUCGCCACGCAGUCGUGGAUGAAUCAACUGUAUCGUGCCGAUCCAGAUCAGAAGAUUGAUCUUUCGGUUCCUCUCACUUACUCUGACCGAGUUCAAAUCCGUCCUCCUGGUGACAGACACUUUGGACUUCCGCCUCAUGUUGAUGGUGGAGGUGUUGAGAGAUGGGAAGACAGCUCUUACAACCAUGUCUACCGCAAGAUCUUCCAGGGAAAGUGGCGCGAGUAUAACCCAUGGGAUCUGACUGGCCGUCUUGAUGCCAAUAUGAACAUGUAUGAAGCACCGGGAGGUUGCUCUGUCUUCCGAGCUUUCCAAAGCUGGCUCGGACUCUCUCGCCACGGGCCCCAAGAAGGCACACUUGUCGUCCAUCCUAUUUUGCAGCCCACCACUGCCUACUGGGUGCUGCGACCCUUCUUCAAACCUACUCGUAAGGGUUCCUUGGAUGGAUGGAAAUUCUCCCUUGAUAAUGAAGAAGGCGAGUUUUAUCUGCAUGGUGCCAACCCAGGAACGGCCCAAGAACAUACCCCUGACCUCCACCCUCAUCUCAACCUCGGCGAGACUAUGAUCCCCUACCCUACUGUUGAGACUGGUGACACCGUCUUCUGGAGCGCCGAUACUAUUCACGGAACCGAGACCGUAAACACAGGAAAGAACGACGCUUGUGUGUUCUAUAUCCCAUCGGUCCCGCUGACCCCCAACAACGCGCAAUACAUCGCUCAGCAGCGUAAUGCUUUCUUGAAGGGUGUUCCCCCACCAGACUUCCCCGGUGGCCUUGGUGAAUCUCAAUUCUCCGACAGGGCACAAGUUGGAGACAUUCAGUCUGAGGCUGGCAGAGUUGCUAUGGGUCUAGACCCUAUCGAACCCAGUGCGAAGAACAACAACUUUGUGAAGGAGAUCAACAACAUUCUGGGCCACUAA
Molecule: messenger RNA, 1437 nt
Organism: Penicillium antarcticum
Lineage: Eukaryota; Fungi; Ascomycota; Eurotiomycetes; Eurotiales; Aspergillaceae
Product: DUF1479 domain-containing protein
Exons: 8
Coding region: 1-1437 (478 amino acids)
Source: RefSeq, a predicted model, not a curated record